Molecule: messenger RNA, 2583 nt
Organism: Saccoglossus kowalevskii
Lineage: Eukaryota; Metazoa; Hemichordata; Enteropneusta; Harrimaniidae
Product: nibrin-like
Biological process (GO): double-strand break repair via homologous recombination; mitotic G2 DNA damage checkpoint signaling
Cellular component (GO): Mre11 complex
Molecular function (GO): damaged DNA binding; protein binding
Source: RefSeq, a predicted model, not a curated record
AUGUGGCUGUUGAAAAGUACCAAGAAUGACGGUCGUGAAUUUUAUAUCUUAGUUGGGAAAGAGUAUGUGAUUGGCAGGAAAGAUUGUUGCAUAUUGAUCCAGAAUGACCAAUCCAUUAGCAGAAAGCAUUCAGUACUUUCUGUUACUCACUCGGAAGCUAAUUUGUCACAUGUACAAAGACAAGCUACUCUGACGAUGAAAGAUUGUUCCAAGUAUGGUACAUUUCUAAAUGGAUGUAAAGUAGACAGUGGAUCGUCUAAUACAUUGAAGCAUGGUGACAUCAUUGUAUUUGGUUCCCUCAAGUCAAACGAAUGGAAAGUUUGUUACCGACCAUUGAUUGUCUGUAGCUCCUGCUUGGAUAGCACCGAAAAGAAGUUUGUGAAAUCGAAGCUGGUUAAACUUGGCGGCCAUAUGGUCAACGAGUGGACAAAAGACACUACAUUGCUUAUUAUGAGUAAACUCAAUGUCACUGUUAAGGUUAUAACCGCUCUCAUACUCUGCCAUCCGAUAGUCACUCCACAAUAUUUGGUGAACUUAAUUGACGCUAUGGAAGGCAAAGCAGACAUGCCUACUCCUAAAAAGUUUCUUCCAGUCUUAGUUGAUGCUGCGAUCAAGAAUGAUGAUGUCUCAUUUGCAGCUGAUGAAAGACGAAAACAAAUAUUUAAGAAUAAGACUUUUAUUUUCCUGACACAAAAACAGUUCAAGAGAUUGAACUUGACAGUGAGUUUUGGUGGAGGCAAGGCUAUUCUGAUGGAGGAAGGGAGUGAUGACGACGAUGAUGAUAUUCUUGUCACAGACAAUACUUGUGUAAUGUCUGCUGACCCUCAAGAUAGUUCACAAAAGCUAUCCCAGAAUGCCAAGGACUGGAUUUCACAUGUCAUGGACUACCUUAAAAACCAUAAUCUAAGAGCCAUUCAAGAUGCAGAGUUGGGUCUAGCUGUUCUGCACUGUUCCUGUCAAUUUCAUUGCAAUCCCAAUAUCUCACAAGCGGGUGUGAAUCUUCUCCAGCCUCUGCCGUCACAAACACUGGGUACACAAGAAAUUUUAGCAGCGGAUACGGAAACAUCACAGGUUUUCACGCAACACAGAACGCAAAACAUUCUGUCAAGAAGUUCUUUUGCCAUUCCCUCCACCAGUGAAAGUCAGAUAGCGAGUAAACGGUUGAGAGUAAAAAAAGAAAGGGUGUCUGGUAAUCAAGAGUCAUUAAAUCAGCGGACGACUGGUGUGAGUUCAGAGGGAGGGACUGAUAUUUCAAGAUUACCUGAAACUCCAGAGUCCAAAGGAAACAAAAUGAAAGCUGGUGCAAGGAAAAGGGAAAGAGAGGUUGAUACAGGAACAGCUGAUGAGGUUGGUGUGAGCAGUAUUAAACAGGAACCUCUAUUGUAUGAUUUGUCAGAAAUUCAGUCCAGCACAUCAGAGAGCAAUUUACAGAAUCUGACAGCUCCCAGAAAAAUAACUACAAUGGUUGAGGAAGAAGUUGUGAGACAAAGUCCGAGAAAGCGUGCGAGAAUAGCUGAAAAUCAACCUACAAUUUCAGAAACUCUGCAAAAAGCAGCGGUUGAGGAAAAACUCUUGAGGAAAAGUCCUAGAAAAGUAAACAAGGAGUUGGUCACUAUAAGUACGCCAACUAAAAGUUGGCAAAUAGAGAGUCACUCUAAAAAGCGAGAUGAUGAGAUUUGUGAUGGGAAUACUGGGACGAAAACUCUUUUAAAACAAGAAAGAAAUAACCACAAUGAAGAUGCGGCUGCCACCAGUAAAAGAAAGAGGCUGGAUAUCUCUGAUGAUGACGACGAGGGCCUAUGGAGGAAAAGACCAAAUAUAAAACAGGAAGUGGUCCAAGCUACAAGUGAAGACCAUUUACUUAAUGACAACCAAAGGCAGCCAUUCACUGGUGAUAUUCCACAAGGUUUUAUAACAACACUCAAAUCAAUCAAGGGUCAAUUUUUAGUGAAGACAAACACCGAGUACCAGAGAGAGGAAGAUCAACCAAGCAAACUCAUUGAAUUGGAAGAAAAAUCUUUGGUUGUAAGGCGGCCAAGACCACAAAAUAAAACACCGGUUGAGGGUGAUAAAGGUGUGAAGAAUUUCAAGAAAUUCAGAAAAUGUGGUUAUCCAGGAAUGACUCAAAGCUUGCCAAGGAUCAUUGGUGGUACUGACUUAGUGGCGCACAGUAAUAAGCCAGAGAGGGAAGUAGAGGAAUGGUUCAAAGGUCAAGUACAGGUUGACAGCCAGCAGGAUAAAUCCGAUAAUGUAGCUGAUGAUCUGUUUAACUGGCAGCCAAAGGGAAAGAAAGCCAGAAAACGAUGAUACAGUGCUUGCAAGAUAUCGUCUUUUCUAUUCUCAAGUGACAGUUAUGUGAUGAAGAUAUUAAACACAUUUAAUAUUGCUACAGUUUUGCUGCAUAUUGCUGAGAUCAUCAAUCUGUUGUGUCACAUGACGAGUCAUCAUUUUUGCCACAAGGAUUUGAUUUAAAACAAAUUGUCGCAUUGUUCUAGUGAAAUCAAUUUCAUUCAUUUGACGUAAUUUCCCAGAAUGCAUUACAUUGAAAUUCAGGCCACACUAUCAAUGAAUCAUCUCUUUUUG